Messenger RNA from Lytechinus pictus (painted urchin), 2675 nucleotides. RefSeq names its product F-box only protein 47-like. NCBI's taxonomy places the organism in Eukaryota, Metazoa, Echinodermata, Echinoidea, Temnopleuroida, Toxopneustidae. The record is from RefSeq and is a predicted model, not a curated record. The transcript is spliced from 10 exons. Bases 327 to 1730 code for a protein of 467 amino acids. Gene Ontology annotation, molecular function: protein binding.
AGAAACGUCAUCAAUCAGCUGUCGCGAUCGCGGUCAUUUGAAAUUUUGUUAGGUAAUUCGGGAUAAUUUUCAUUCAUGUUUUUGGCUAUUGUUUUAGCUGAAAGUAAUUUUAGUUUAAUUUAAAGCUACACAAGCAAUCCUGUUUGAGUUCAAGUUCUGCAAUUGAGUUGAACUUGUGCUUUUGACAUUACUUUGGUCUCGAACGGAGUCGGAGACGGAGAGACUCCUCCGAGACCCGGAACCGCCUGGCUGAGGCCCGCAACGCCCAAAACAACAACGGAGCCAAUCGGUCCAGACAGGCGCCAGGCGCGGCCCAGGACCAGGACAUGCAGGGCAAGGCCAAUGUAAAGGAGUCAGGGGGUGCAGAAAAGAUGAUGGAUGUCUCAUCUGAUACACCAACAUGUACGUAUGGGACUAUACAUACAGCGAGAAGAAGCAAGAGACUGCAAAGGAAAGCUGAAGAUAAAGAGUUUAGUGAGGCAAUGAACAAUUCCCCCCUUGGAUAUUUCUCUGUCUUACCAGAAGAGGUCAUGUACAUUAUCUUUUCUAAACUUCCAACAAUGGACCUCAGCCACCUAACCCUUGUGUCAAAAUCAAUGCGGGACAUCGUGAUGGCGUACAACCUCACCAAACAAGGCAUAAACAAGCUCCUGUCUACAGGUUGUGCAAGGAAUAAGAGCAAGAAGAAACGGAUUGAUCUGUGUUACUGCUUCAAAGACUUGGGUUUAUUGGUGAAGAGAUCUACUUGCCUAUACCCUACUAAGGAGAGACUGAGACUGAUGGAAACCUUGUUUAAAGAGCUAACCAGCAGUGUGAAGAUUGAGUCAUCGAGGGUCAACUACUGCUUCGGUCAGUUUCUCAGCAUCUUUGUGAGAGGGUGGGAGGAGAAGGAGUGUCAUCGAGCAUACUUUGCUAUCAUCGAACAUCAGAACCUUGCCCUUAAAAUAGCAAGUGUUCUGACAGGCAAGACAGGGGCCAAGAUUGGUCUGGAACUGGAAGUGAGGUCUUUCCUUCGAGGCGUGGUCCUGGACCAGGCGGACUCCUUGGAAGAUCUUGCGAUGUGGCUUCAUUUCAUCCUGAAACCCUACCCCAUGGUUCACCAAGCGAGGGUGCUCUUGCUUCUGUAUGGACCACUCAGUAGAAGUAGAGACCAGAUAGACUGGACAUUCAUGACCAACGAUGACCCCAUUUCAGCUCCUCUAAGCUCCGCCCCAUUCAGAGAUCUAGCCGUAGCCAUCAAAGCCCUGCACAAACACAGAGAUUGGAACACAGAUAGUGUCAUCAGUGUGCUAGAAGAACUCACAGGAUGUCCUACUGAAUGGCAAACUGAAAACACAGCCCGGUUACUUGUGAUGUGCGGGGAGAGCAUUUGUGUUCCAGUGCUGGCUAGCAAGGCUAUCAAUGGGAAGACCUCACAGCUAAGCUCAGUUAUCGUCGCACUGGCACUGGUCACCUAUCUGAGCAGUUUGAACAUGUCAUGGCUGAUCCACAUCUUACAAGAGAUAUGCAAGAUCGUACCAAACGAGCACGACGUCGAAGCCCUCAUUGAUUCCGUCGUUGACUACUUCAGGCACAUCAUUGUGACCAUACCUGAUAAUAACCAGCCAGGCCAUAUGAUGAUCUUUGAAGAUGUUGUGGAAGCCUACACCAGCUUCACCAAAGAGCUCAUGGUUGCUUCAAUCAUGCCUUCCUACAAACUCGGCUUAAAGAAUCGGAAUCAUGAAGAAUAGCUCCACACCUUCUUCCUCAUACAAAGAAAACUAUGUGGGGCCUGUAACACAAAGGUUUGCAAUUAAUCGCUAAUUGAAUCUAUCAAGGUGAUUGUUGCAUGCUUUGCUCUAGUAGACUGACUAGGAACCAAUCAGAAUUGUUCUUUCUUACUAACGAUCAAUCACAAACAUUUGUGUUACGGUGCCCAUCAGGUCUGCCACAUAACAAAAAGUUGGGCUAUUGAUCGUGGGGCUGAUUUUUGUGAUCGAUCAUAUACAAUAAUCAAUCUGAUCAAUUGUGAAAAUCUUCCCCACUAUCAAUCGCAAAGUAUAUAUAUAUGGUGCCACAGAGAACUGCCUGCAUGGGCAUCAUUGUUCUUGGCCCUGGUUGAACAAAAUUUUGUAAAUGAACAUGGACCGUUUGGGACUGAAUUUGAAAGUCCAUGUACAGUCAUCGUCCCCACCUUGUAGGACCAGUGCCCCAGAAUUGGGUCUUCAGCAUCUUUUUUUAUAUUGAAAUGAUAUUCCAUGCUUGGGACCAAAGUAUUGAUAUACAUAGCAGUUAUUCAACAUCAUUAUGGGCAUGCAUGUGAUAGUCAACAAGAAAGUUAACACAAAAUAUUCUUUAAAAAAAGAAUUAUUACAAAAGAAAAUGAGGAGACCUAAAAUCUUAUAGAAUUGUUGUUCAUGAUUGCCCUAUUGUAUGAUAUGAAAGCAAUAUUAUAGUCCUUGCUAUAGUCUACCAAAAAAAUUUCCAUGUGAAAAAUUCUAUUACUAUUCUUGAAAGUGUUUUCAUGUAUAAUAUCGAAGUCAGAAUCUAGGUUGUUUAUAUUUGAUCUAAAAAAACUAUUUUUUUUAUUCAUGUAAAAGCAUGUAUAGAUGUUUAUAUUGCACUUAAAUUGGGUAUAUUUAUUUAUUCAUUUAUUUAUUAUCAUUGCUAUAGUCUACAAAAUAAUUUGUCCAUGU